AAUCUGACCAAUAGAAAUAUAGAGCUGAGGGUUCCUAUGGAAACGGACGCAGGCGUCGGGGCUGCGCCAUAUUGGCUAAAAAGUCACUAAUCGUUUCUGAUAUCAGACCAUGGCUGGAACUUCGCGGCACGAUCGGGCGAUGACCAUGAAUGCUAAACGACAGCUGCUUACCGCCUCAGACCCUCUGGAACGCCUGCGGCUGCAGUGUCUAGCACGCGGGUCUGCAGGCAUCAAGGGACUGGGCAGAACCUUCAAGAUAAUGGAUGAUGACAACAACCGUACCCUGGACACGAAAGAGUUCCUCAAGGGCUUAAAUGACUAUGGUGUGAACAUCGAAAAAGAUGAGGCCCUAAAGCUGUUCCAGCUCUUUGACAGGGAUGGCAGUGGACUCAUUGACUUUGAUGAAUUUCUCAUCACGCUCAGGCCGCCCAUGUCCAAUGCCAGGAAAGAAGUGAUCAUGGAGGCUUUCCGAAAGCUGGAUAAGACCGGUGAUGGGAUCAUCACCAUUGAAGACUUAAAGGGAGUUUAUAAUGCAAAGAACCAUGCGAAAUAUCAAAAUGGAGAGUGGACCGAGGAGCAGGUCUUCCGUCAGUUCCUGGAUAACUUUGACUCACCCUAUGACAAGGAUGGGAAGGUGACCCAGGAUGAGUUUAUGAAUUACUACGCAGGUGUGAGUGCUUCCAUCGACACAGAUGUCUACUUUAUCGUUAUGAUGCGGAAUGCCUGGAAAUUAAACUAACAGCUUGAUCUACAAUCCCUAGGGUGACCAAGGAGGAGUUCUUAAACUAUUACUCUGGAGUCAGUGCCUCCAUCGACAGCGACGUAUACUUCAUUCUGAUGAUGAGGAGUGCAUGGAGACUCUGAUUUUAUAUUACUGUUGAUAUUAUUUGACUUUUUACUGGAUCCUGGGGCCUUUUCUGUGGAUGUUUCUGUAUAUGCACUUGUAUGUAUAAAACUAAUAUCAUACACAUAAAUUAAAUAAAUGACUCAUCAUAUGUAUCAAAAUGUUUUCCGAUUCUGUAAUAAAGUAGAAAAGGGAGCAAUAAUGGUGGAUAAUCAAA
Brienomyrus brachyistius is the source of this 1061-nucleotide messenger RNA. RefSeq names its product calcyphosine-like b (gene capslb). The transcript is spliced from 6 exons. Lineage: Eukaryota; Metazoa; Chordata; Actinopteri; Osteoglossiformes; Mormyridae. Bases 110 to 739 code for a protein of 209 amino acids. The record is from RefSeq and is a predicted model, not a curated record. Gene Ontology annotation, molecular function: calcium ion binding.